ACUAGUAUAGUUUGAUAGUCACCCUGGCAAGUGAGUGAGGCUUUGCAGAGGUAGGGAAAUCCUUCAUCAAGACUCUUCCUUUCUCUCUUGUUUUGCAGCCAUGGCAAUAAGGAGGAUCCUUUCCCUCUUGGCUGGCUUGAUCUUCUUGAGUGGGCCUAGUGCAGCACGAUCUCGUGGGAAGGAGUUUAUCACAGCCUUCCUUUGCAACUUCAAGCAACAUCAGACCAACGCAAAGUUUGAGCUGCUUAUCACUGGCUAUCACCCUGCGACCACCGUGGUGGUGACAGCAAACAACUCUACCUUCCGAAAAACCAUUCCUGUCAAUGAAGGGGUGACAGUGUCCAUUGAGCUCCCGAACUCUGUAGAAAUGUUGGGGACCAACGUCUUUGAUAAGACUGUGCUGAUCCGAGCUGACAAAGACAUCUCUGUUUCCUCCCAUAGCCAUAAAGACUACACAGCAGGUGCCACAGUUGUAUAUCCAGUCCAGCAGCUGGGCACCUUGUAUUAUGCGCUUACUCCCGAGGGUGAUAUGCCCGAUACUUUCAAGGAAUUUGCAGUCGUAGCCUCCGAAGCUCCCACUAGAGUUGAGAUUCACCUGAAAGGGAAUGUGAGAUUCAAAGGGCAGAACUACCCUGCAGGGAGCCGACUUGUGGCUGAUCUCGAUGCCUUCCAAGCCAUCCAGUUGCAAAGCUCAGCUGAUUUAUCUGGCACCAGGGUCGAAUCGACGAAACCCGUGGCUGUCUUGAGUGGGCACAGCUGUGCUAAGAAAAACACAGCCUGUGACCACGUUGUUGAACAGCUCCUGCCUGUUUCCAGCUGGGGUACCACCUUCCUUGUCCCCCCACUAUCCUUCCAAAGCCAGUCCGAUAUUGCAUAUGUAAUCACUGCUCAAGACACGUCAAUCCGAUAUCAGAAUGGGCCCACAGAGGAGUCCCAAAGCAUGGUGGCUGGGCAAGUUAUCCAGCUGGACAUGCAGAACCCUCAGCCGCUUUACAUCUCUGCCGACGCUGGAAUCCAGGUCCUUUUCUUCUUCACUGGUGCCACCAAUGGAGGCAGUAGCUACGACCAACUCAUUCCUUUGUUUGCUGGUGCCCCAGAAGGAAGCAGAAUCUACGAUCCGUUCCUCAUCAAUGUGCCAGCCUUAACAAGCUAUUGCAGGCUGUACCAUAUUGACGGGAUGAGGCAGAAUGACAAUUAUCUGGUCAUCAUAGCCAAUGCCACUGAAACCCGCUUGAUAAAAGUGGCAAAGAGGCCCCUUGACAGUAUCCUGUGGCAACCAAUCAAUGGGACGGAAUAUUCCUGGGCUGAAUACAGCUUGAGCACAGGAUCUAUUGCCCUCUCUGUGGAACACCCCAGCUCUCCUUUUGGACUCUUCAUCCUUGGGGGUUCCUACCGUGAUGGGUAUGGCUCUGCAGCCCUUUGCUCCUGUAGAUCAGCACCGAGUUCUUCUGCCCUGAACCCAGGAGGGUCAGCACCGACCUCACCUGUCCUGAACUCAAACGAAGAAUCCUUGCUGUAUCCUUAUGGAACAAGCAACGGUGAUGACAAGAACCCCAAGUCAGAUGAUGGGAUAUCUCCACAGAUCUUUGCUUCAGUGCCCUUCACCUUCUAUGGCAAAGAACACCAUUCUUUCUAUGUCAACAACAAUGGCAUGAUCUCCUUUGGACAGGAGCUUUCCGAGUACACACCAAGCCCCUUACCCCUGGAUGGUGGAGUACCAUUUGUCAUCCCAUAUUGGGCUGAUGUCCACAACCGUAUAAGUGGGGAUGUCUUCUGGAGGCAGACCCAGGACCCAAAUGUCCUUGACCGUUGCACAAAGAACAUCAACCAGUACUUCCCUGAGAUCCCUUUCACAGCUGCCUGGGCUCUCAUUGCUACUUGGGACCGUGUGGCCUACUUUGGAUCUAAAGCUAAAUCAAGCAAGGUCAACACCUUCCAGGCUGUCUUAACCACCAAUAGGAAGGCAUCCUUCGUGAUACUGAACUACGCUGACAUUCAGUGGACCACAGGGGCAGCGAAUGGUGGGGAUCCUAAGACGGGCCUGGGUGGAACCCCAGCACAGGCUGGAUUUGACAGUGGAGACCAAACAAAUUACUAUGUCAUACCUGCUUCCCACACGCCUGAUAUCCUCAAUAUUGGGAAAACCAGCAAUGUUAACAUCCCAGGACGCUGGGUGUUCCAGGUGAACGAAUUUGUAACUGGGAUCACCACGGACUGCUUCAUAUGAAUGCGGGGAUGGAAUAUCAGCCUUUCCCUCUGACCUCUUGGGAGGUGUGUAUGGCUGUGGAUAAUCUGCAGCUCUCAAAGCCCCCUAUCUUUUGUUGAAAGAAAUAUGUAUGUUUGUACUUUUGAAAAGAUUUUGUUUUUGUUUUUAAAAAUAUGUACAACCAAUACAAAAGGCAAACUUGGAAGAAGAAGAAGAAAACAGAGUGAGAAGACACACAAUGCCAUGAUCUUCCUGUAGUAUAAUAAGGCAUUGAAUCGGGUUCUCGUGCAAAAGGAGCAUGCACGCAAAUAGAAAACAUUUCAGUGGAUCAAGGAAACUCAGUCACAAGCUAUAUCACUGCUUACGUAUAGGAAGUUUGUGCAUUUUGGACAUUGGAAGCAGAAAUGUUCAAAUUCUGUUUUUCAAAUGCAACCUCCCCCUUUCCCCCUUGACAAACCAAUCCCACAUAAUUAAAAUGAAGUAUAUGUAUCAGCAGGGAAAUGACUUGCCUAGCAAGCCAGAGGUUGCUGGUUUGAAUCCCCGCUGGUACCUAUAUCGAGCAGCAGUGAUAUAGGAAGAUGCUGAAAUACAUAAUCUCAUACUGCGUGGGAGGAGGCAAUGGUAAACCCCUCCUGUAUUCUACCAAAGACAAUCACAGGGCUCUGUGGUCACCAGGAGUCGACACUAACUCAACAGCACACGUUUAAUAUGUAUUUAAAGUUAAUGGACUUCUCAAUGGGCAUAAUUCUCCUGACCAAUUCUCCUCUGCAGUCCCACUGGAAUGAAUACAAUGUAUACAAGGAGACUAUUUCACCGUUUGGAAUUGUAAUGUUUUGCAUAAUCUUGUGUUACUGACUAUUUGUACGAUAUAUGCUGGCUUUGUGACUUAAGAUAGAGCCAGGAGCUAAGCAGAGCUCUAACCCCCUCCCUUUGCUGAUCACUGGAUUGUGUGAGAGGCAGGCACUGGGUAGGAGAGUGUGGUCCUAUCCAGCUUUCAUACCCAGCAUUUUACCAAGACAUGAGAAAAAACUGCCCUAUACCCAGCAACUGCUCCACACACAAUCACUCCCAUUUCCUCCUGCCUAGUUGUUUGCUCAGACACAAGCAAAAACUGGGAGCACACACAGUUUCCCAACCUGUAGAGUCCUACCCAAUUUUUGAUUGUGUGAACGGCCUUAAUACUGAGCUAAAAAUAGACUGAUGGUCUGACUCAAUUUGAGAUAACCGAAGAUAAACUGUGUGU
Molecule: messenger RNA, 3449 nt
Organism: Hemicordylus capensis (graceful crag lizard)
Lineage: Eukaryota; Metazoa; Chordata; Lepidosauria; Squamata; Cordylidae
Product: IgGFc-binding protein-like
Exons: 8
Coding region: 101-2227 (708 amino acids)
Biological process (GO): cell-matrix adhesion
Source: RefSeq, a predicted model, not a curated record